This is a messenger RNA of Hibiscus syriacus, 2253 nucleotides long. RefSeq names its product RRP12-like protein. The transcript has 17 exons. The record is from RefSeq and is a predicted model, not a curated record. The coding region runs from base 16 to 2223 and encodes 735 amino acids. Lineage: Eukaryota; Viridiplantae; Streptophyta; Magnoliopsida; Malvales; Malvaceae.
UCCUCAUAUAUAUUUAUGAAGGGAAUUGUGCAUAAACUUGCCGACUUAAUGACUCUUGCUGGCGGGGAUACGCCUACUAUGAACCAUCUUCAGAGUUGUCUAGGAUCAGCAGUUACUGUUAUAGGGCCAGAGAGAAUAUUGACUCUUUUGCCUAUAACUCUUGAUAUUGAUGGCUUAAUUUAUUCAAACAUAUGGUUGGUACCCAUAUUGAAGGACUACGUUGUUGGAGCAUCUCUCAGCUAUUAUAUGGAGCAUAUAGUGCCGCUUGCUAAAUCAUUCCAGCAAGCAAGUUGUAAAGUAAAAAAGUCUGUAAUUCGUCAAGAUCUGCAGGCUCAUGCUCAUAGCCUAUUGGGAUUACUACCUGCCUUUUGUCACUAUCCAAUUGAUACACACAAGAAGUUCAAAGCUUUGGCUAAACUUAUGAUUGAUACUCUUAAGGAGGACUCACUUAUGAAUGAAAAUAUUGCUCUAGCCAUACAGAUUCUUAUCAAUCAAAACAAAAGUAUUCUUAGAUGUGGAAAGGAUGCUGAUGAGUCGAACAACACCAUAGUGGGCAAUUCAAAAUUAGAGCUCACAAAUCCAGCCUCUUACUCGAAGAAAACUGCAACCAAAAACAUUAAGGCUUUGUCAUUAUGUGCUCCAGAGAUGCUUCAGGCUCUGACUGAUGUAUUUGUUCAGUCACCUCCGGCAAAGCCUUUAUAUCUAAAGGAUGCUAUUGGAUGCUUGGCUUCAAUUACAGACUCUUCUGUUACCAAAAGAAAUUUUGUAUCGUUGGUUGAGAAGCUGCAGUUCAUUGAUGGUGAAGGUGAAUUUGAGAAGCAGCCUGGUAAUGCCAAUGAGUUGAUGAGAAAAGAAGAAAGCAAUCUUAAUACUAUGGGUAAAGAAGCAAGCAGGUGUAUCAUAAUCGACCUGGCAUCUUCUCUGGUUUCAGGAGCAGAGGAGGACCUUAUUGAUUUUAUUUAUGUCUUAAUAAAGCAAACUUUUCAGGAAACCAACGAGAUUGGUCAUCAUGAAGCAUAUUAUGCUUUGAGCAAAAUUUUGGAGGAACAAGCUUGGUUUUGUUCUUCUAGAUUAGAGGAGUUGAUUGAUCUAUUACUUGGACUAAAAUCUCCAGCUGAUAUUGCAUCUCUUAGAAGCCGACUUUAUUAUUUCAACAUUCUAAUGGUUCACACCUUGAAGAUGAGCUCAUUGGAGGAAAAUACAAAGCCUUUUCUUAUUCUUAAUGAGAUUAUAGUUACGUUAAAGGAUGGGAAAGAAGAAACAAGGAAAGCAACUUAUGAUAUACUCCUAAAGAUGAGUUCUACCUUAAGAAAAUCUUCAGAUCUCAACUCUGAUCCACCCUAUCACAAACUGAUUAACAUGAUAAUGGGAUAUCUUUCCGGUUCAUCGCCUCACAUCAAGAGUGGAGCAGUAGCUGCCCUAUCUGUUCUCGUAUAUGAUGAUCCCGAGAUCUGUAUUUCAGUGCCCGAUCUUGUUUCCUCUAUUUUAUCCUUGUUGCAAACUAAAGCUGUGGAAGUUAUAAAAGCUGUUUUGGGUUUUGUAAAAGUCUUGGUUUCUUCCUUGCAAGCUAAUGACCUGCAGAAUUUUCUUUCCGAAAUCAUCAAUGGAGUUCUCCAGUGGUCAUCUAUCUCGAAAAAUCAUUUCAGAUCAAAGGUCAUUAUAAUACUGGAAAUUUUGACAAGGAAAUGUGGUAUUGCUGCUGUUCAAUCAGUUGCUCCAGAAAAGCAUAGGAAUUUUCUGACUACUGUUAUAGAGAACCGACGUGGCAAAUCAACUACCGAAGAAGCUGACGAUAAUGAUGCAGACAAAGUGGAUUCACUAACUGAGGGGUCGCGUAAGAGGAAAGAUGAGGGAUUCGGCACAUUUAAGCAGAAAAAUGAUAAUUUCGAACACCGGAAAAGAAAGAGGGACAAAAGGUAUGGCAGAAAGCGUUCUGAUUCAACUGAACCUGCUGGCAUAUCAGAUAGCCAUGGUGGUGGAAAGAAAACGGCUAAAAGAGCUAAGCACUUUGGAAAACCAAUGAAGGGUCAAUCAGAUGGAUAUGGUAAAAAGAAUUUCGACAAAGGGUUGGGCACCGGCACCGGCAGAGGUCAGAAGAGAAAGUUAAACCAGCCAACUACGAGCCAAAAGCACAAGGCAUCAGCCGGCGACAAACAACAUUCUUUCAAGGCUCGAACUCGACGCAAGAAAUUUAAGGGGGCAAACAAGAAAAGUAAUAAAUGAAAUAUACAAAAUUAGAUUGGUGAAGCAAAG